This is a messenger RNA of Coprinopsis cinerea okayama7#130, 1470 nucleotides long. RefSeq lists its product as hypothetical. The coding region runs from base 1 to 1470 and encodes 489 amino acids. NCBI's taxonomy places the organism in Eukaryota, Fungi, Basidiomycota, Agaricomycetes, Agaricales, Psathyrellaceae. Gene Ontology annotation, molecular function: FAD binding; oxidoreductase activity. The transcript has 11 exons. The record is from RefSeq and is a predicted model, not a curated record.
AUGCAGCUGCUUGGCUCGCUGUCGGUCUUACUACUUAACCUCUUGCCCCUCGUCCUUGCUUGGCCAUUUCAACAUAUACCAACAUGUCGCGAGAUCGCCAGAGCCAUCUCUUCGUCGAGCGACGUCUACUACCCAGGCCACUACUUGUAUGUCAAGGGGAUCAGCCAUUGGGCCAGCUCAAGCAACCAGCAGUCGGCUUGUGUCGUUGAAGUAGGCACCCCCGAGGACAUUGCCGUCAUCCUCCAAAUUGUGGCCAAGAAUAAGACCCCAUUCGCUGUCAAAGGAGGCGGCCAUGCCACUAACCCUGGUGCAUCUUCGACGGAGGGCGUACACAUUUCCAUGUACAGGUUCUCUGAUGUUCGGUAUGAUGCUGAUUCUCAGACUGCCGAGGUCGGUGCUGGUCUUGUCUGGGACGAUGUCUACGCCGCUUUGGAGCUCCAUGGCGUCAACGUUGUCGGUGGUCGAGUUCCCGGCGUCGGUGUUGCUGGAUUCACUCUUGGUGGAGGAUAUUCUUGGUUGACGAACCAAUACGGCCUCACUGUCGAUACCCUGGUCUCUUUUGAGCUCGUUAAACCAGAUGGGGAAGUUAUAACGGUCACUGAGGCGUCCGACCCUGAGCUGUUCUUCGGCUUGAAGGGAGGAAUGAAUAAUUUCGGAAUUGUCACCAAAUUCGUCCUCAAGACGUUCCCGCAAGGACGAGUCUGGGGCGGCCUCACCCUUUACGGGCGUUCGCAAUGGUCUCGAGUGACCGAAGCCACAUCUGCAUUCUCCUUCAAUGUGACGGACCCUAAAGCGUCGAUCAUUGCUUCCUACCAAGUUGUAGCCGGCGUGCCCUCCGUUGGUCUGCUCGCGUUCUACGACGGUCCUACACCACCACCAGGCAUUUUCGAUGCGUUCGAGGAGAUUCCGCAUUUGCUGAGGAACGUCAAGACGAAGUCAUUCUCUGAUCUUAUCAAGUCGUUCCCUGCCGAUGCGACAUAUGGCCAACGAGGAAUAUUCCACACUGCUUCCGUGGAUGUGGCGUAUAGCACCAACUUCAUCGACGCCGUCGCAAACGAAACUCUGUACUGGGGUGCUCGACUGCCUCUCGGGACAGGAAUCUUCCUUUCAUACGCAAUUGAGCCUUUCCUCCCGACCAUCUAUGGCCACAACUCCGACAGAACCGCCUUCCCCUUCUCCCGCUCCUCGGCCAUCUCGCCUCUCAACGUCUACUACAGCUGGAUUCUCCCCACCCACGAUGGUCUCUUCCAUGAAGCGAUGCGCCGGACCGUGGGCCAAAUCCGCGACGCUGCUUUCGCGGACGGGCAGUCGGGUGUUAUGGAGGCCCCGCUGUACCCCAACUACGCCAUGUUUGAUACACCCGUUGAGCAGGUGUAUGGAAAUCAUUUGUCAGAGUUACAGACUCUGAAGAGGAGAAUUGACCCUGAUAAUGUUAUGGGUCUUGCAGGAGGAUUCAAGAUUCCGCUGUGA